Messenger RNA from Drosophila bipectinata, 3828 nucleotides. It is a transcript of the gene corto, whose product is annotated as centrosomal and chromosomal factor corto. The record is from RefSeq and is a predicted model, not a curated record. NCBI's taxonomy places the organism in Eukaryota, Metazoa, Arthropoda, Insecta, Diptera, Drosophilidae.
UCAACAACAUUCACUUCUCAGAGCUCGACUUGAGCAGACGGAGCCUGAAGAUAUCGCGAAAAAAUAUUAAAUAAUCACCAAGAACAAGAAGUGAAACUGACAGAAGUGCGUUUUGCUCAUAAAAUCGCAUAAGUUGUUGAAAUUUUUUUGUGAUACAAACUGUCUAACUGAAAAAUAAAAUAGAUUGAGCCGAAAAAGCCAAAGAACGCGACCGACAGAAACAAAAAUAAAACGCGUCUAGCCGAACAGCUGUUCCGCGUCUGCAACUCGCUCUCCAACGCCCACUCGCGCGCGCACUCUCCACAUUCAGCGGAGCUCGCUCUCGCCCCACCAGCACGAACCAGCGCCAGCACUCAGCCCCAGCAGCGGAGCAGCAUUAACAGUUUUGAAAUUUGAAAUUUUGUUAUCGCGCAAAACUGAAAUCGCUGGUCACCGCGGACGGACGUGUGCGGAACUCUCUGCUCUUGUCGUGCGAAGAACGGAAUAGAAGGAACCGACCUAGUACCGAUCGAAAUCGAAAGGCAGACCAAGGAGUAGAAGAAAGUUACAUAGCUGUUGGCCAGCCAGCGAAAGCGAUUGCGAUUACGGAUCGAAUGCGAAUUAAACGGAUCGCGGCUUAAAGACUGAAAAACACACGUGGAUUGUUCGUUCACACACCCUCUCACACCCCCAAAACACUUAGCCACUCACACACAAAAAACGGAAACGGCAGCUAUAACUACUGUUCGCUGCAUUUAUAAAAACAAAGACUGAUUAAAACGCUAAAUAUUUACAAUAAACGAAACAAAGUUAAACACGCGAACAGCAAGCUAAAAUACAAUACGGGUUUAAAGCGAAUUCCAAAGCAAAAACAUAUGGAUUAAGGUUCCUCCUCUCAAGCAGAAAAGUAAAAUCGAAAAAAGUUAUAAAACUCACACACACUCACGGAUUACCUGCAGCAGCAAUUUACCGUUAGCCGCUCUUUUUGGAUUACCAGUGCCAAAAAUAAAAAUAUAAAAUAAAUUAUAAAAAACAAAACACAAGCAAAAAAAAAGUGAAUUUGAAAAUUUGUAUUUUUUCGAAAGUGAGAAAAGAAGCUAAACAGCAAAAGCAAACCCUACAAAAUGCAAAAAUUCUAAACGAAGCGACAAAGCAACCAAAAGCGAUUUCUGUGUUACAUCGACAAGAAGCUUAAAAGCAGCUACUAGCACUCAGCAAUGACGAUGGCCGCUUGCUACGCCAACUACGACAUGUCGUCCCUAUCGCACGGCAUGUCCGCCCUUUCGGCCCUGCAGCAGCAGCAGCAACAGCAGCAGCAGCAGCAGCACAGCCAGGCGCAACAGCAACAGCAGCAGCAGCAGCAACAACACCAUCAUCAGCAACAACAGCAGCAGCACAUGUACCACGCUGCAGUGGCUGCCCACCAGCAGCAGUUGUUGCAACAGCAGCAGCAGCAGCAACAACAGCAACAGCAGCAGCACCACCGCCAGCAGCAACAUCACCAGCAGCAACAACAGCCCGCCUCCAACUCUCGCCACAGCCAUGCGGCGGCGGCCCAAACGCAGGUCGCCGCCGCGGUUGCCAGCAGCAGACAACAACAACAACAGCAGCAGCAGAGCGCCAAUGCCAACAGCAGCAACAGCGGCAACACGGCGCCCGCCGCCUCGCCACAGAAGGACUACAGCAUCCCGUUGCACGUUGACUGCAGCGUGGAGUACGAGCUGCCCAACCAGCCAAAGCCGCCGGCGGGACAGCGCGUGGAGCCACUGCUGAUGAUCCACCCGUGCUACUUCCGCAAGAUGGAGUCACAGCGGCGCAGUCCAUUUGUGAACAACAUGCAGGCGACGGCCAGGGCGGUCAGCAGCAGUGCCCUGAGCAGCGGCGCCGCCCUGGGAGGAGGUGGCAGUGGAGCGGCGGUGGCCUCGGCCCCCAGCAGCAGCGCGGCAAGACGCGGCGCCCGCCAGACCGUCGCCCAGCAGCAGCAGCAGCACAGCCAGGCGCAACAGCGACAGGUGUACCAGCAGCAGCAGCAGCAAAUGCGGCAGCAGCAUCAGCAAAUGUCGCAGAUGUCGCAGCAGGCACACUAUCCUGUGCAGCAGCAGCAGUCUAGUCUGGAGCACGUGCGCCGUCAGCACAGCCACAGCCAGGCGCAGCAGCAGCAUCAGCAGCAGCGCGCCAGCAGCAACCAAAGUCGCCAAAGCCAAAGCCAAAGUCAGAGCCAUGCAGCCACCUCAGCGGCGGCAGCGGCCGCGGUCCAAGCCCAAGCCCAGGCCUCGAUAGCCGCCGCGGCCGCCGGCCAAUGGGACCAGCUAGCCGCGGCGCUGGCCGCCCGCACCGCCCUCACACCGCACCACAUGUUGGCCGCCCACCCGCACCAUCCUCCGGCCCAGUCGCUGUACGCCGCCAAGGGCAGCGGGGGCAACAGCAGCAGCAGUGCCGCCGCCUCCGGCAAACGGGACGCCAUGAUCUCCGGCAGCAACUACGGACAGACGGCGGCCUCCGGCGGCAAGCUGCAAGCACAGCAGCAGGCCCAGCAGCAGCAGCAACAGCAGCAGCACUGCCUGCCGCCACCCUGGGAGGCGACGUCCAUGCUGAUGGAUCGGUCGCCAAUGGCCACAGUUCCUAGUAAUUAUCAGGCCGGCCCUGACACCAAUCCGAUGCGCCUGUACUCUGCCACGCCCGCGACAGGGGCGGCAACAGGAGCGGCGGGUUCGUCGGCGGGCGGCGGCGGCGGUGGAAGCAGCGGUGGAGCGUCAACGGCUACGGACAAGCUGAGCGGCAAGUACCGGCAGUACUUGCGGUCGCAGCGGAUGCAUCCAUAUGCUUCGCUCAAUCUGGCAGCCGCCGCCGCUGCCGCCGGCAACUUGGGUCAGACAUCGUUUGUGCCCUUCAGCUCGGCGGCCACGGCGGUGGCGGCCACGCCCACAUUCCAGCAUCUGCCGCAGAUCUCCUGCUACAACGUGUGAUCAUCAGGACAGGAGAGAUCCGCAGGACAAAGGCAACAGCAACAUAAGCAGCAGCCGAAGCAGAAGCAGAAGCAGUCGCACCAGCAGCAGCAGCAACAUUAGCAACAGCAACGUGCAACAUGCAACAUGCAACAUGCAACUGAGACAGGCGCCUACAAAGUACGCGUCGAUGAAAUAGCCGCCUCAAGGAAUAACCAAUAGAUCCUCCCCGUAAACAGUAAUCCCCAAAAAAUAUAUACGCCCCCUCAAAGCUUUUAGAAUCAAAAAGAUCAAGAAGAAUAAUUAACUCUAAAAAUAUUAAGAACGAAAAUUGAAUUCUGUUUAGCUGCUACGAGUAAUUGUUGUCACGAUGAGAGAAGAGAAAACGAGCGAUCCUUUUUUCUUUUUAGUAAUGGUAGUAAUUGAUAAACGAAACAAAAACAAACAACAAAAAAAUGCAAACUAUUGUAGUGAUAUUUGUUAUAAAAUAAUUUUAGUAAUUAAUUUAAUUUAAAUUAAACAACAACAAAAGAAGCAAGAAAAUGCAGAAAACAAGAAGCUCUGUGUAACCAACCAACAGAAACAAGGCAAACAGUAAACAGUAAACAGUAAACAGCAAACAAACAACAUAAACAUGAUCAGUAAAAAAUAACAUCCAAACAAAAACAACAAACAACUGCUAAAAAUUACACUUACGCAUAUUCAAAUUGAAAUUCAGCAAAAUGUUAUAACGAACCAUUAUUGAAAGAAUACCACAAAUAUGAAAAGUAAAAAUUAUUACCGAAUGAAUGAGAGAGAAAAUAGAAAUCAACAUAAAACCAACACAAAAAAAACAAAAACAAAUAUGAAUAAAAUUAUUCAAAAUUAUGCAACGUAAUUUGAAGCGAGAUAUGCAAAAAAUUAA